Messenger RNA from Sodiomyces alkalinus F11, 321 nucleotides. RefSeq names its product glutaredoxin. Gene Ontology annotation, cellular component: nucleus; cytoplasm. Gene Ontology annotation, molecular function: glutathione disulfide oxidoreductase activity. NCBI's taxonomy places the organism in Eukaryota, Fungi, Ascomycota, Sordariomycetes, Glomerellales, Plectosphaerellaceae. The transcript has 2 exons. Gene Ontology annotation, biological process: cellular response to oxidative stress. The record is from RefSeq and is a predicted model, not a curated record. Bases 1 to 321 code for a protein of 106 amino acids.
AUGGCCCAACACAAGCAAAUCGUCGAGUCGUACAUCAAGGAGAACAAAGUCGUUGUCUUCUCCAAGACGUAUUGCCCUUACUGCAAGAGCACCAAGCAGACCCUCGACGAUCUGGGUGCCAAGUAUCUCGCGGUUGAGCUUGACAAGAGGGACGACGGUUCCGAGCUUCAGGCCGCCCUCCAGGAAAUUUCCAACCAGCGCACCGUUCCCAACACCUUCAUCGGCCAGAAACACAUUGGCGGCAACUCCGAUCUGCAGGCCCUCUUGAAAUCGGGCGAACUGCAGACGCUACUGAAGAACGCCGGCGCGCUCGAGGCGUAA